Messenger RNA from Solea senegalensis (Senegalese sole), 3985 nucleotides. Its product is annotated as integrin beta-1-like. Gene Ontology annotation, cellular component: focal adhesion; cell surface; integrin complex. The transcript is spliced from 17 exons. Lineage: Eukaryota; Metazoa; Chordata; Actinopteri; Pleuronectiformes; Soleidae. Gene Ontology annotation, biological process: cell adhesion mediated by integrin; integrin-mediated signaling pathway; cell-matrix adhesion. Bases 318 to 2759 code for a protein of 813 amino acids. The record is from RefSeq and is a predicted model, not a curated record. Gene Ontology annotation, molecular function: fibronectin binding; integrin binding; C-X3-C chemokine binding.
AGUAGCGGAUCAGUGGAGCGGUCCUGACUCUCCGUCUCUUCCCGACUCACACCGCGGAACAGUGGGGGGGCCUACGCUACACUUUCCCGGAUAUCGUUUCUCCAGCUGUCGCUUCAUUCCAGAAUCUGUCUUCAGUGUAAAGUGUGUGCUUUCUUGACUGUGUGGCGUGCGGUGAAGGGGAAUGAGUGGCGGGGAAAGGCUACCGUGACUUUUGUAUUUAUUUUUUUGACGGAGGAGACAAGUGGCCGCUGGUGCCAGCGGGGCAGAGAGGAGCUGCUGCCGCUUCUGCCGCUGAGCACGCAGAAGUGUUAGCUUCCAUGGAUAAACAACACUACAGCGCCAAGAUGGACCUGAAGCUGCUUUUGAUAUCCGUACUGUUAGGAAUCAUCUGUUUCAGCGAUGCUCAGAAAGAGGGGAACGAGUGCAUCAAUGCCAAUGCCAAAUUCUGCGGGGAAUGUAUCCAGGCUGGAGCCAAAUGUGGCUGGUGUAAAGACCCAAACUUUCUCAAACAGGGUGAGACCGUGUCGACCCGCUGCGACGAGCUACAGUCUCUGUUGAAAAGGGGCUGCGAUGAGGCAAUGAUCGAGAACCCACAUGGAGGAAAGAAGAUCCUCAAGAACAAAGCAGUGACAAAUCGCAGAAACAGAGCAGAGAAACUGAAGCCAGAGGACAUCACUCAGAUCCAGCCCCAGAAACUCAGCCUCACCCUCCGAUCUGGUGAGCCCCAGUCAUUUGACUUGAAGUUCAAAAGAGCCGAGGAUUAUCCCAUAGAUAUGUACUACUUGAUGGACCUGUCGUACUCCAUGAAAGACGAUCUGGAGAAUGUCAAGAACCUGGGAACCAGUCUGAUGUUGGAGAUGUCAAAGAUCACUUCUGACUUCAGGAUAGGUUUUGGUUCUUUUGUGGAGAAAACAGUCAUGCCAUACAUCAGCACCACCCCGGCCAAGCUGCUCAACCCUUGCACGGGUGACCAGAACUGCACUAGUCCCUUUAGCUACAAGAACGUCUUGAAGCUGACCAGUGAUGGCAAGAAGUUCAACACCCUGGUAGGCCAGCAGCACAUUUCUGGAAACCUGGACUCUCCUGAGGGCGGCUUUGAUGCCAUCAUGCAAGUGGCUGUGUGUGGGGAGCUGAUAGGGUGGAGGAAUGUGACUCGUCUGCUUGUCUUCUCCACUGAUGCCGGCUUCCAUUUUGCUGGAGAUGGUAAACUGGGCGGCAUUGUGCUUCCAAAUGAUGGAAAAUGUCACCUGGAGAACGGUGUUUACACGAUGAGCCACUAUUAUGACUAUCCCUCUAUUGCUCACCUGGUCCAGAAGCUGAGUGACAACAACAUUCAGACAAUCUUUGCGGUCACAGAGGAGUUCCAGCCUGUUUAUCAAGAACUAAAAAAUCUGAUACCAAAGUCUGCAGUGGGCACGCUGUCUGCCAACUCGAGCAAUGUGAUCAACCUUAUUAUAGAUGCUUACAAUUCUCUCUCAUCUGAGGUUAUUCUGGAGAACAACAAACUUCCAGAGGGAGUGACCAUAGCUUACACAUCUCGCUGUAAGAACGGAGUGGUUAGUGAGGGCGAGAGUGGACGCAAGUGCUCCAACAUCUCCAUCGGAGAUGAGGUCAUGUUUAGCAUCAGUGUGACUUCUAAUGGAUGUCCGAAUAAAGGCAAGCCAGAGACCAUUAAGAUAAAGCCCCUGGGCUUCACAGAGGAAGUGGAGAUCACCUUGCACUUUGUCUGUGAAUGUGAAUGUCACAAGAGGGGUGUCAAGAACAGUCCACUCUGCCACUUUGGUAACGGGACCUAUGAGUGUGGAGCCUGCAAGUGUAACGACGGACGCGUGGGCAGACAGUGCGAAUGCAGCAGCAACGACGUAGCCACAGAGGACAUGGACCGCACCUGCCGCAAAGACAACAGCACUGACAUCUGUAGCAACAAUGGAGACUGUGUGUGUGGCACAUGUGAAUGCAAGAAGAGAGACAACCCUGAGGAGAGGUACAGUGGACUGUACUGCGAGUGUGACAACUUUAACUGUGACCGUUCUGGAAACAAACUGUGUGGAGGACACGGAAGGUGCGACUGUAGAGUGUGUAUCUGUGACGCCUUGUGGACCGGCAGUGCCUGUGAUUGUUCCAUGGACAACAGUACUUGUAUGGCCAGCAACAAGCAGAUCUGCAAUGGAAGAGGGACUUGUGAAUGUGGCACCUGUAAGUGCACUGACCCCAAAUUCCAGGGUCCCACCUGUGAAACAUGCCCCACCUGUCCAGGAGUUUGCACUGAACACAAAGAGUGUGUCCAGUGCCGAGCUUUUGGCACAGGUGAGAAGAAGGACACGUGUGAGCUCGAGUGCAGCUACUUCAACCUGAUUAAAGUGAAGGACAGAGACAAGCUGCCUCAGCCCAACGACGCCACUUAUCCUGUGAUGCACUGUAAGGAGAGGGACGCCAACGACUGCUGGUUCUACUACACCUACGCUGUCAACAACAACACAGAGAAGGAGGUGCAUGUGGUGGACACACUGGACUGCCCUGCAGGCCCUGACAUCAUCCCAAUCGUAGCUGGUGUGGUCGCCGGCAUCGUCCUGAUCGGCUUAGCCCUACUGCUCAUCUGGAAGCUGCUGAUGAUCAUUCAUGACAGGAGAGAGUUCGCCAAGUUUGAGAAGGAGAAGAUGAAUGCCAAAUGGGACACGCAAGAAAACCCCAUAUACAAGAGUCCUAUCAAUCAGUUCCAGAACCCAGGCUAUGGACGUAAAGCCGCUGCUGCCCUUUGAGGUGAAAACCCCAUCUACAAAAGCGCUGUCACAACUGUGGUCAACCCCAAAUAUGAAGGAAAAUGAUGACAAUGAACUUCUGCUAUUGAAAUAUUUGAUAUCUGCAGCAUUCAGUUUGUUUGUGAUCUGAGUUCUAUGUAAUUUGUUCCUGUCACCUUAUCAUUAUAAUGCACCAUGCAGCCACUGCAUCUGUACUUUUACUAACACUUAUGAAUUACCUGCAUUUGUUUGUAUUUUAGAUGUACAGUUAUACAAUAUGUGUAUAUACUUUAAAGUUGCAUAUCUGCAGAAGUUGAAGUAAUGUUUCUUUUGGUCCUGCCAUAGCACUGGUAUGGGCAGACAGUUUAGCUUUUUUUUAAAACACAGUGAGGACAAUACAACAAAACAGAAUCUGAACAAGAAUUCUUCAGCUCCUGUCUGUUAGUCUCUGUUUUUCUCUCUUCUCCUAUGUCUCUGUGCACUGACUUCCUGUGUGUCUCUGUGUGUUCCAGACAUGACCUGAGUUAAAUGUGUAAACUCAGGUCGACCAUAGCUGCACAUUACGUCAAUGUGUGUGUGUGUGUGUGUAUAUAAAGUAUAUAUAUAGAAAUCAGUUACAAAAGGAAAUAGUGAACCAUAUUUAGCAUCCAUCUCAGACCAGACAAUGUCAUUGAAUCACAAAGAAAAUAGUCUGCAGUGGUUGUAAAUGUAGUUUUAAACUGCAGAUUAAGGAAUAUCUGAUGCCUAAAAUUGAGUUCUGUUGUCUGUCCUAAAGAACUAAAUAAGCAAGCUGAAUAUUAAUAUCAACUAUUGUUUUUUGUAUUGUUGAUAUACUAUCACAAAGGGAUUGUAUACCACUUUUUAAUGAAAUUGUGGUGAUGCUGAACAAUCAAAGGAUUUGUAAAGUUACAAUGAACUAAUGAAUUGUUUUUAUUUGUUAAGUGCAGUAACAUAAUUAGUCACUCAGGUUUUCCUCCUGUGUUUUUGUCACAUAUGCCAAAAACCUGUGUUUUCUGUCAGCUUGUCCGAUAAACUGGUGAACUUGUGUGCGAGUGAGUUUGGUAUGUUGUAUUCAACAUAUUUGUUCAGAUGUUUUGAGAAUCACCUCUGAAAUGUAUUCACACCCAAAUGCCUCUGAAGUACAACACACAAGCCUUUUCAGUAUUGUUUUCAAAGUGCCUUUUAUUUCAAUACCAGGUUCUCUCUCUGUGCUGUUUGAGUUAUUUAUUAAAUAAAGUACAAAAGCU